GAUCUUUGGGGGGAAGCGUGGGCGAGUGCGCAUGCUCCGUCUUUCCGUGCUCCGGCUCCGUGACAAGAGCUCAAGAUGUUGAUGCCCAAGAAGAACCGUAUCGCUAUCUAUGAGCUCCUCUUCAAGGAGGGUGUAAUGGUAGCCAAAAAAGAUGUACAUAUGCCAAAACAUCCCGAGUUGGCAGACAAAAAUGUCCCUAACCUACACGUAAUGAAGGCCAUGCAGUCUUUGAAAUCUCGUGGAUAUGUAAAGGAGCAAUUUGCGUGGCGGCACUUUUACUGGUACCUGACUAAUGAGGGCAUCCAGUACCUGCGUGACUAUCUCCACCUUCCUCCAGAGAUCGUUCCUGCUACUCUGCGUCGGCAGACACGCCCUGAGACUGCAAGGCCAAGGCCUAAAGGUCCAAUGGAGGAUCGUCCUCGUCUCCGUGAAUCUGACAGAGACAGUUACAGGCGGGCAACUCCACUUGGAUCAGACAAGAAGGCUGAAGCUGGUGCGGGCGCGGCCACAGAAUUCCAGUUUAGAGGUGGAUUUGGCCGUGGUCGUGGACAACCUCAGUAAAUGUGCAACAACUUGCUCUGUAAAAUAAAAGUCAAAUGAAAUGUA
Amblyraja radiata (thorny skate) is the source of this 606-nucleotide messenger RNA. It is a transcript of the gene rps10, whose product is annotated as ribosomal protein S10. Gene Ontology annotation, cellular component: cytosolic small ribosomal subunit. The coding region runs from base 76 to 561 and encodes 161 amino acids. Lineage: Eukaryota; Metazoa; Chordata; Chondrichthyes; Rajiformes; Rajidae. The record is from RefSeq and is a predicted model, not a curated record. The transcript is spliced from 6 exons. Gene Ontology annotation, molecular function: RNA binding; structural constituent of ribosome.